AUUCUCGACUCUUCCAAUGCAAGACACAAUGCAUAUAUUGUCAUUUCAAAAAUGUAUCAAUUUUUCGAACUCAAGAAGCUUCUUCACUUUUUGGAAUGUUAGUUUUGACAAACGGAGAAUCAAAUUAUUAAUAUGAUAAACUUUUAUUUUAAAAAUAUAUAUAUACAUAUCUAUACAUAAUGUUUGAAAUCUUGCUAAUUAUUAGUUCUAACACUAGCAAUGGCACUCACUAGGAAUUUGAUUCUCCUCGUUUCUACUACUAUUUGCAUCUUCGCUUCCACUUCCAAAUACGGGAGAGCGUACGACGGGGAUCGUCUAGGCGCGGCGGAAGUGAUAGCGGACGACUUCGUGCCGGAAGCGGGAGCCGAGGAAGGAGAGGGAGAAGACGAAGGCCAUGAUCACCCCGAUCAAGUCUUCAUGGAAGCCCUAGAAUGCUUCAACGACAGAAACAUCUACAGCGGCUGCGCCGAGGAAUACAGGCUGACGCGGCACGGGGAGCUGCACGUGCCGCGCGACUGCGCCGACCAAUACUGCGAGGGGCCUUGUCGGAAGGAGACCAACCUCGUACUGGAAUGCAUCGACGAAAUCCUGCACCAUUUCCGAUUCUACAACAAGGCUACUGUUGGCGAUGUGCGAGAAACCAUCAACGCCGCCUGCAGUUAUGGCCCCAAACGAGGCGAUUUCAAUGUUCUUGAGCAUGUAAGAGUUGAUGAGGACAUUUCAAGCAAAUUAAUGUGUGCGCACAGCUCUUUCCAUGCUGCAGUGCUGAUGAUGCUGGGAUGGCAUGUCUUAUUCUAACAUAAUGAUCAUAUAUAUUCUCAUACAUAUAUUGUUAUAGGGUUGGAAUCUAUGAAUCUUGUACUUGAACAAGGUAAAUAAUUAUCGUGUCUUUUUCUUA
Salvia miltiorrhiza (redroot sage) is the source of this 898-nucleotide messenger RNA. RefSeq lists its product as uncharacterized. NCBI's taxonomy places the organism in Eukaryota, Viridiplantae, Streptophyta, Magnoliopsida, Lamiales, Lamiaceae. The transcript is spliced from 4 exons. The record is from RefSeq and is a predicted model, not a curated record. Bases 220 to 798 code for a protein of 192 amino acids.